Urocitellus parryii (Arctic ground squirrel) is the source of this 471-nucleotide messenger RNA. The record is from RefSeq and is a predicted model, not a curated record. NCBI's taxonomy places the organism in Eukaryota, Metazoa, Chordata, Mammalia, Rodentia, Sciuridae.
AUGCAGUUCCCYGCGGGCCCCGCCUGCAUCUUCCUGAGGAAGGGCAUCGCUGAGAAGCAGCGGGAGAGACCCCUGGGGCAGGAYGAGAUCGAAGAGCUCCGGGAAGCAUUCCUUGAGUUUGACAAGGACAGAGAUGGGUUUAUCUCCCAGGAUUUGGGGAAUCUCAUGAGGACAAUGGGUUACAUGCCCACGGAGAUGGAAUUGACCGAACUGGGCCAGCAAGUCCGCAUGAACUUGGGGGGCCGUGUGGACUUUGACGACUUCGUGGAGCUGAUGACCCCCAAGUUGCUUGCAGAAAYGGCUGGGAUGAUUGGUGUCCAGGAGAUGCGAGACGCCUUCAAGGAGUUCGACACCAAUGGAGAYGGGGAGAUCACACUGGCGGAGCUGCAGCAGGCCAUGCAGAGGCUUCUGGGAGAGAGGCUCACCCCCCGGGAGAUCUCCGAGGUUGUCCACGAGGCCGAUGUCAAUGGA